Molecule: messenger RNA, 420 nt
Organism: Scomber japonicus (chub mackerel)
Lineage: Eukaryota; Metazoa; Chordata; Actinopteri; Scombriformes; Scombridae
Product: ninjurin-1-like
Exons: 3
Coding region: 1-420 (139 amino acids)
Biological process (GO): cell adhesion; tissue regeneration
Cellular component (GO): membrane
Source: RefSeq, a predicted model, not a curated record
AUGAGCAGCAGCAGCAGCAACAGGGGAAGUGGGGCUGAGGCCUCCCAUCCAGAUGUUUGGCCCAACAGCCCUGCGCCUCUAAAUAUGAACCACUAUGCCAACAAGAAGAGUGCAGCUGAGAGCAUGCUGGACGUUGCUCUACUCAUGGCCAACGCCUCCCAGCUAAAGGCUGUGCUGGAGCAGGGGCCAAACAACUCCUUUUACACCCCCAUCGUCACCCUAAUCAGCAUCUCACUCUGUCUGCAGGUCACAGUGGGUGUUCUGCUUAUCUUCAUAGUUCGAUGGAACCUGAAUGAUGAGCUAAAGCAUCGGAGGCUUGACAUGAUGGAAAACGUGGCCACAGGCCUGGUUUUUUUCAUUGUGGUGGUCAAUGUCUUCAUCACAGCAUUUGGAGUCCACAGUCCGAAGCGCAGUGACUGA